AUGUUCCCGCUUCACAAAGAGAGGGAGGCGGCCAUCUUCAGCGCUCGGGCUCACGUGUUCCAGAUCGACCCCAACACCAAGAGAAAAUGGCUGCCGUCGAGCAAACACGCCGUCACCGUGUCCUUCUUCUACGACAGCAGCAGGAACGUGUACCGCAUCAUCAGCGUGAGCGGGACCAAGACCAUCAUAAACAGCACUAUAACUCCGAACAUGAGCUUCACUCAGACGUCUCAGAAGUUUGGGCAGUGGGCGGACAGCAGAGCCAACACGGUGUACGGCCUGGGCUUCUCCACCGAGCAGCAGCUGCAGCAGUUUGCAGAGCACUUCCGGGAGCUGAAGGAAGCGGCACGUUUGGCUCGAGAGAAAUCUCAGGAACGAUUUGAGAUUUCCAACGCCACGCUCGGCCUUGGCCUGGCGCCCCCACAGCUUCCUCAUGCGCUCUCAGAGGAGCGGCAGUCUCCCCCUCUUCUCUCGGUGAAGGGUCCAGAGGAGAAACUGUUCAGGAGCCACAGCGCUGAGGAGCAACUGACGAAGGAGACGCAGUCUGAGGGGACCAUGUGUGAGCUGCAGCUGGAGGCCGAGCUCUUCUCGCUACAGAACAGUAACUCCAAACUGGAGGAGGCGCUGGAGGAGGCGCACUGCAGCGCGGAGCAGUGGAAGAGCCAGCUGCAGGAGUACCAGGAGGAGACCGAGCGCCUCCGGGACCAGAGCGUUAACCGUCAGAGCGCUAACCGUCAGAGCGCUAACCGUCAGAGCGUUAACCGUCAGAGCGCUAACCGUCAGAGCGUUAACCGUCAGAGCGUUAACCGUCAGAGCGCUAACCGUCAGAGCGUUAACCGUCAGAGCGCUAACCGUCAGAGCGUUAACCGUCAGAGCGCUAACCGUCAGAGCGUUAACCGUCAGAGCGUUAACCGUCAGAGCGUUAACCGUCAGAGCGUUAACCGUCAGAGCGUUAACCGUCAGAGCGUUAACCGUCACAGCGUCUGUCUGUGGCUCAUCUCCCACAGGAGACAGGGGGGGGGGGGGGGGGGGGGGGUGUUUGGAGCCACUGCACGUCCAAACACAUGCCACAACUUGACCUACACACAGGAGUUUUUCUGA
Knipowitschia caucasica is the source of this 1101-nucleotide messenger RNA. Lineage: Eukaryota; Metazoa; Chordata; Actinopteri; Gobiiformes; Gobiidae. The record is from the annotation of a GenBank genome assembly.